AGUGGGUAGGAGGAAACAGCUACAUUCGAUUUUGCUUGUCGUUUAUCAGAUUUUUCAUUACUUUGUUGUGUCCUUUGAGAGAUGCGCCAAGGUGUGUGGCAUAAUUACCGUCUACAUACACUAUGUUCCAAAUCUUUGGCGAGAUAAAGGCUCGCCGGACAACUCACGAAGUAAUUCGCUUGUUAAGUGCUCCGGAAGUCCAAUCAAAACUCGGCGGAUAUCAUACUUCAAAACCGAUCGCAUCCUCGACUAUCGAAGUUGGAAUUUCGAAGUCGGUCAACAAUGACCAAUCGAUACCUCACUACUUGAAACCUCAACCUCUUAGAAAACCGGGCAGUCGAUUAGGUGGAAUUAAAAGGGUGGCGCCAAGCGUGAAGGCCGAUCCUCCAAAACGAGCACGUACCCCGUUAGCGAGUGAUUCACGCUGCUUCGCCGUAAUGUACGCGAAGCCUCAGACGAAAAAAAACAAAACCUGGGAGGACGAUGGUUAUCUCUUUCUCACAAAAAAUAAUACACUUAUCUUACGAAACAUGCAGGGAGAUGAAGUAACUUCGGGAGCGUUCUUAGCUCAAAAUUUGACCAAUGGUAGCAUUUUCAGCUUGGGGGAUAAAAUGAUCCAGAUUCAGGAUGAACUUAAUGAAAUGCUAGAAUUUAAACCCUAGCGAAACACAUACGAGUCGAUAUUUUAUGUGUAAACAAGUAUACGAACGAAGUUGCGCCUUCGUUGUACCGAAGAAGAAUGUUGAUUCUUCUAUGAUACGUAUCGCCCUGAAUUUAUAAUUAAAUGAAGUAAAUAUAUUAUGACGAGUUUCACUUGUGUGAGUGUCUUUAUUGUUUAUUUUAGCAAUACAUUGAAACAAAGUGAAGGGGAAGAUUAUUACAGUUGAGUAAUAGUAAUAAUGAGCAAGAUGUGCUGGAUCAAACAAAUCCUUGCAACAAUCGGUUUUCCCCGGCGGGCCUCUUGCCCCGCCAAUAUCGCUCCGCCAACCACCCAAUGAAUGUGUUAAACUGGUCACUUCUUAGCGCCACCUGAUCGUACAGUGAAAACAAACGCGAGGACAUCCUGUGAGACAUAUAUGUGCGGUAUAUUUAGCAGUGACUCAGUUCAAUCAGCGAACAGCAGAGCUGGAGUUCAAUGUAAUCGAUGUGACAGUGCGUGAUUUGAUAGCCGGCCGUCAGGAAGUGAGUUUUCACACUAAGUGUUUGUGUGCACAUACUCAUUUCUUUCAGCUGUGAUCUUCUAUGAUUACAGUGCCAGCGGCGAUCGUAGCAGUUAGCAACGAUGGCAGAUCUCACUACCUCUGAGUUUGUGGUCGAUGAAGUCAGCACGAUGAUCCGAGAGGCUGUGGAAAAAAUCAUUGGUGGAAAUAUUUACCAGGUAUCAAAAGUUCCCCAGUGGACCAAUACAACAGUUGAGCACAUCCUUUCACAGCUCACUAAACAGAAUAAGAACCUCAAAUAUGUUGUUAGCUGUGUGAUCAUGCAGAAAAAUGGGGCAGGCCUUCAUACAGCAAGCUCCUGUUACUGGGAUAACACCACAGACGGUAGUUGCACCGUUAGAUGGGAGAAUAAGACGAUGUACUGCAUCGUGUCCGUGUUCGGACUAGCUUUCUGAACGCGAGUCGCUGAAUCGGCUUUCCAAUCUCGUCACAUCCCCUUGGUGAUAAACAAAAAAUAAUGCAAAAUAGUCUCAAAUAGCGCAUCACGGAUGAUACGAUGAGUGGUCUGAACUAGUUGGUCGACUAUCGAACACAAUAUGAAGAGUCGACUCGUUAACAAUAGCCAUUCUAGAAACAACGAUAUCAACAUGUUGUAAAGUUCAUUAUUUGCGAUGGAUUCUGUACUCAACCGAAUACUUUCUGGUCACCUCGCUGGAGAAUUAUAUUGAUGUAGGUUCUGCAAUUUAUUUGUUGAAGAUAUUCUCCCUAUGCGGAUUAUGGCGUGCUAAUGCUUGUUUUUUUUGGGGUGUAGGCGAAAGAAUCAACAAAACAAGACGUCCAUGUCAAAAUAGAAUAACAAGUUUUCGUUCUCAGAGUAUAGAAAUCUGUCGCCGCCGUUGGCUGUUAGGGGUCUUUUUCCUGGCACAGCAAUUCCAAGUUUGUAUGGCCGCGUAAACACGUGCUGACCAAGCUAAUUUCAACCAAGGUUCUGUGUCAUUUUCGAAUAAAGACUGAAUGGAGGUAAAAUUUGUUAUUGCAGAAUAAGAAAGUAAUACAGAUAUGAUAUUGAAAAACAAUAGCUCUGUAGUUUUUCGAACAAAAGCAGAAUACUCUAUCCUGCUGGCAAUACCAAAAAGCACAUGCAAAAAGAAAAAAAUAUGUUAAAUUACAUCAUGUAUGUACAAAAUGACCCAAAGUGAGUUAAAAGUCACGGAGAUAGCAAAUAAUAUGGACGUAGGAAAGAAACACUUAAAUGCAUACGUCAAAACCUGUGGCUAAUAAUCGUAUAAUAAUAAUGAAUUAUGAAAACGGUAUAUGUUCAAAAGGUACCGAUGUCGUCAUUGUUUAUUCUUGAAUAAAUCGCUACUAGUAUGCACUGAUUGGAUUAGAUAAUUAAAUUCUAAUUUAUUGUGACAGUAGUAUAGAACAACACACAAUUCGGUGUACAAAAUGACAUUUGUAAGUAGCCUUUUGGUAUUUAAGUAAGAAAAAUCAGUAUGCCUGGAGGCCUAAAUAGGCAACGAACCUUGUCUUGUAAUUGUAAGAAAUCUACGAAUUUUGUCAUUGCAUUGUUUCGAGAUAAUAAAUCGAAUUUUAUCAAGCAAUACCAAGAAAAUUCAA
This is a messenger RNA of Varroa destructor (honeybee mite), 2780 nucleotides long. It is a transcript of the gene Dlc90F, whose product is annotated as dynein light chain 90F. NCBI's taxonomy places the organism in Eukaryota, Metazoa, Arthropoda, Arachnida, Mesostigmata, Varroidae. Gene Ontology annotation, cellular component: cytoplasmic dynein complex; cytoplasm. The record is from RefSeq and is a predicted model, not a curated record. Gene Ontology annotation, biological process: microtubule-based movement. Gene Ontology annotation, molecular function: dynein intermediate chain binding.